Molecule: messenger RNA, 3228 nt
Organism: Culex quinquefasciatus (southern house mosquito)
Lineage: Eukaryota; Metazoa; Arthropoda; Insecta; Diptera; Culicidae
Gene: VGAT
Product: vesicular inhibitory amino acid transporter
Exons: 5
Coding region: 376-2091 (571 amino acids)
Biological process (GO): amino acid transmembrane transport
Cellular component (GO): vacuolar membrane
Molecular function (GO): amino acid transmembrane transporter activity
Source: RefSeq, a predicted model, not a curated record
UUUCCUCCAAAAUGGCACUCUAGUCGGUACUGCGGAGUCACGUCGCCCGAGAAAUCGCCCCGAAAAAGGACCCAGCCGCGGUUCGUGUCCACCAGUGAAAGUGUCGAAAUCGGCCUCCAGCUGCAUCGUUCCGCACAAAGGACAACAUUCACCGGCAUGAAGAGCAGCUAAAGCGCAAUAAGAAAGACAACAUCUUAAAUCAGUAAAAUCACUGAAAGUCUUCCAAAAUUUAGUAAAGCUUAUCGCCAGGUGAUUCUUUCACCUUUAUAUCCGUGUUAAAGUAUAAUACUUAGAAUAUACCUAGAUUAUAAAAAUCAUAUUUAAAACUUAGCUUCUAACUUAACACGAGAUAAGCAAAACAAAAACAAACAAAAAAUGUCUUUCCUAAACACGAUGCGCUCGAUGCCCAUGCCCCCGGUGAAGAACGUCCUGAACGUGGCCCUGCAGACCGCCCGCCAGGUCGUCCCGUCGAAGAACAAGCAAAACGACUACGAGCAGCCCCAGGGCGAUAACAUGUCCGGCGGCAGCGGCGGUGGCGGUGGCGUAUCUGGCGUGCGGUCUCCACCGCAGGUUCCUCCACGGCCCCAGAAUGUGCACUUUGCGGAAAGCGAUGGAGACACUGGUGGAACGACCGAGUUGAACCCGUUGAAUCCGUUCACGAAUCCGAAAGCGUACUACCAGGAGGGUGCGGAACAGCCGGCACCCGGACAGUAUCAGGAGACCGGGUUCAACCAACCGAGCGAUUUCGACAAUGGCUACCAGGCGGGCGGCUAUCCUCCGAGGCAAGGAAGUGUGCAAUCCUUUGGCUCCGACAGUACCUUUGCCGGAGGUUGUGAAGGAGAAGUUGCUGGAGGAGCGAAAAUCAACGAGUAUCAAGCGGCGUGGAAUGUUACCAAUGCUAUACAGGGCAUGUUCAUCGUUUCGCUUCCGUUCGCGGUACUCCGUGGCGGUUACUGGGCCAUCAUCGCGAUGGUCGGCAUCGCCCACAUCUGCUGCUACACCGGUAAGAUCCUGGUGCACUGCCUGUACGAACCGGAUCCGCAGACGGGCGAACCGGUCCGGGUACGGGACAGCUACGUGGCGAUCGCCAAGGUAUGCUUCGGCAAGCGGGUUGGUGCCCGGGUGGUAAGUAUAGCCCAGAUCAUCGAACUGCUGAUGACGUGCAUCCUGUACGUGGUGGUUUGCGGAGACUUGAUGGCCGGAUCGUUCCCGGACGGUGCGCUGGACACGCGCUCGUGGAUGAUGCUGUGCGGGAUCUUCUUGCUGCCGUUGGCAUUCCUGAAGUCGCUGCACCACGUGUCGAUGCUGUCGUUCUGGUGUACGAUGGCUCACUUGCUGAUCAACGCGAUCAUCCUCGGGUACUGUCUGCUGGAGAUCGGCGACUGGGGCUGGAGUAAGGUCAAGUGGCGAAUGGAUUUCGAAAACUUUCCAAUCUCGCUUGGUGUUAUUGUCUUCUCCUACACGUCGCAGAUCUUCCUACCGACGCUGGAGGGAAACAUGGAGGAUCGCUCGAAGUUCAACUGGAUGCUUGACUGGUCGCACAUUGCCGCAGCUGCCUUCAAGGCGCUGUUUGGUUACAUUUGCUUUUUGACGUUCCAGAAUGACACCCAGCAGGUCAUCACCAAUAACCUACACUCGCCGUCUUUCAAGGGCUUGGUAAACUUCUGCUUGGUCAUCAAAGCCGUUCUAAGCUAUCCGUUGCCGUUCUUCGCCGCGUGCGAACUCCUCGAGCGUGCAUUCUUCCGCGGAAAGCCAAAAACCUUCUUCCCAGUCGUCUGGGAGUUGGAUGGUGAACUCAAAGUUUGGGGCCUCGCCUGGCGGUUAACGGUCAUUCUCGGAACGAUCAUGAUGGCAAUCUUUAUCCCGCACUUUUCGAUCCUGAUGGGCUUUAUCGGAAGCUUCACCGGUACCAUGUUGAGCUUUAUCUGGCCCUGCUAUUUCCAUCUUAAAUUGAAAGGCCAUCUACUGGAUCAGAAGGAGCGGGCGUACAACUACUUUAUCAUCUUUCUGGGCGUUCUGUUCGGCGUUGUCGGAAUCUAUGACUCUGGCACUGCUCUGAUCCAUGCGUUCGAGAUUGGUCUUCCAUUCUAAGCAUCCACGAGAGAAGAGCGCGAUUGUAUAAAACAAAUUAACGUGUUGUUGACUAUCCUCCGUUUCUCGGUUGAAAGGCUUUCAGUUAAUGACGCAACCUUCAGCAAUUAUACACAUAUAAAUAUAGUGUUAAUGAACAAAAUGUGAACCCUACCGCAGAACAUCUAUCGUCAACCGUCACGAAUGUGAUCCGAGUUUGGGUUAGUCAAAAAAAAAGUAUAGCUCCGUAAUGGGUUUUAUUGCAAGCAUUAAAAAGUAAGAAACAUAUCUUAAAGCAAAACAAAAUGUAUAAAACAAACCAAGAUUAGAAACCACGCACGAAUUAUAGCAACGUUAAGAAAGUAUUCCAACUAAAAGAAAAUCGAACAAAAUGAUCAAUGUCUUCCUAAAUGUUGAACAAACAACACAAGCGGUGAUGAAGUGAACAAAUCAAAUAAUCCAACUGUCUUCCAGCGAUUGCACACUAACCUGUGCAAUCGAACAGUUUAAUUAGAAGAAGAAAAAACACGUGCAAAUGCAAUAAAAACGAGCAUUGUAACUACAUAAAAAAUCAACCAAGAUCGUGUGUUGACAAUAAAUCAAGAAAACAAAACCAGUAUUUAAACGAUUACAAUAUUUAUCAGCCCCACUUGUAACUGAAAGGGGGAGGAAAUAAGCGCUAGAAAUUAAAAACCAGAUAAGCAAAACAUGUGUUAAAAAUCUACAACCAACCAACAUUAGAGAUAGCGGGUAUUGAAAUGAUGUUUACAAGAUAUUUUAAAGUUUUCAUACCUAUUGCCAGUAAUUGAGUACGUUCUAAUCAAAACAUGUCUUCCAAGCGUAUUUGACAAAUUAUCAAGAAAAAAAUAAGUUAUAUUUUGUGUAGCCAAAUUAAUGUAUCCAACGUCUUCCAGCAAGAGAGAUGCAGUGGUUUUUAGAAGCUAUUAGUUUAUAUCUUUCAAAUAAUCAAAAUCAAUUUUCAGUUGAGCUAAGUUUUAGUGUUUCAAUGUCGUUUUAGCAUGAAUGAACUUUGUUAAGCGAAAUGUAUGUUUGGUUAUGUUUUAUCGCAAAGUGUUAUACAAAACAUUAAACUAAUUAUAUUACUGUAUUCAAGAAUAAAAUUAUAGGUGUCCAAAUAAAUCUAGUUAAUUGACUCCA